GGCGCGGCGCAGUGCAGGAGCCGGAGCCGGGCCGGCAGCGGGGCUCGGCCGGCGGCGGCAGCAGGAGCAGGGCGCAGGCAGCACCGCCGCUUCGCUGCCGUCUGGCGGAGCGGGGCGAAGCCAAGCGACCGGCGGGUUGCGCCGCGCCCGCCCGCUGCUCUCUCCCCCCGCGUUCCCGUGAGCCGCUCCCCGCCCGGGUCCCUCGGGUGCAGCAUGAAGUGCGGCGAUGGCCCGGAGAGGUAAGACGGCGGUGAGGACGCUGGAAGACCUGACGCUGGACUCCGGGUAUGGUGGUGCGGCGGACUCUGUGCGCUCCUCCAACUUGUCGCUGUGCUGCUCGGAUUCGCACCCCGCGUACCCCUAUGGAGGAAGCUGCUGGCCGCACCUAACUGACUCCAUGCACAGUCGGCACAACAGCUUCGACACCGUCAACACCGUCCUAGCGGAAGACUCCGAGGUGCUGGACUGCGCGGGGCAGCAGUGCUCCCGGCUCCUGCCCGACCUUGAGGAGGUCCCCUGGAGCCUGGAGGAGGUGGAGGCACUGCUGCUGCCGCCGCCGCCGCGCCGGGAGCCGCGGGCGCCGGGCGCCGCCAGCCCCGGCAGCCGGGAUGCGGCGGCGCGGCUCUCGACGCUGGUGAGCCGGGCGCUGGUGCGCAUCGCUCGGGAGGCGCAGCGACUGAGCCUCCGCUUCGCCAAGUGCACCAAGCACGAGGUGCGGAGCGCCAUGGAGAUCGUCCUGGGCUGGACGCUGGCGGCCCGCUGCACGGCAGCCGCCCUCGGCGCCCUCUCCCUCUACAACAUGAGCAGCAGCGGCGGCGACCGCUUCAGCCGCGGCAAGUCGGCCCGGUGCGGACUGGCCUUCUCCGUGGGCAAGUUCUACCGCUGGAUGGUGGACAGCCGCGUGGCCCUGCGCAUCCACGAGCACGCCGCCAUCUACCUCACCGCCGGCACCGAGAGCCUCUUCCGCGACAUCCACGCGCGGGUGCUGGCCGGUCCCGCCGCCCCGCUCCCGCCGCCCGGCCGCCCCCCGGCCGCCGCUGCCGCCCCGGCCGAGAAGGAGAAGGAGGGCGGCGAGGCGCCCCGCUUCACCCUGGAGGCGCUGGAGCAGACGGUCAACAACGACCCCGAGCUCUGGGGCUUGCUGCAGCCCUACCAGCACCUCAUCUGUGGAAAGAACGCCAGCGGUGUUCUCUGCCUGCCAGACAGCUUGAACCUUCACAAGGACCAGCAGAGGUCAAACAAGCCUGGGGAGGUGCAGAUGUUCAGCCAGUCAGAGCUGAGGACCAUUGAACAGUCUCUACUUGCCACACGCGUGGGGAGCAUCGCUGAACUCAGUGACCUGGUGUCUCGAGCGAUGCACCACCUGCAGCCCCUCAAUGCCAAGCAGCAUGGGAACGGGACACCCAUGCACCAGAAGCAGGGAUCCUUCUACUGGGAGCCGGAGGCUCUGUACACUCUUUGCUACUUCAUGCACUGUCCACAGAUGGAGUGGGAAAACCCCAACGUGGAGCCCUCGAAAGUCACGCUGCAGACUGAGAGGCCGUUCAUCGUGCUGCCUCCGCUGAUGGAGUGGAUUCGGGUGGCGGUGGCUCACGCGGGGCACCGGCGCAGUUUCUCGGUGGACAGCGAUGACGUGCGGCAGGCGGCCCGGCUCCUGCUGCCGGGAGUUGACUGCGAGCCCCGGCAGUUGAAGAUCGACGACUGUUUCUGUGCCUCUCGGAAGCUGGAUGCAGUUGCCACCGAGGCCAAGUUCAAGCAAGACCUGGGUUUCCGGAUGCUCAACUGCGGCCGCACGGAUCUGGUUAAGCAAGCCAUAUCCUUGCUGGGGCCGGAUGGGAUCAACAGCAUGAGCGAGCAGGGCAUGACUCCACUGAUGUAUGCUUGUGUCAGGGGUGAUGAGGCUAUGGUGCAGAUGCUGCUAGAUGCUGGAGCAGAUCUGAAUGCCGAGGUUGUCAGUACUGCUCAUAAAUACCCAUCCGUCCACCCUGAGACCCGCCAUUGGACAGCUCUGACAUUUGCUGUGUUGCAUGGACAUAUUCCUGUAGUUCAGCUAUUGCUGGACGCUGGAGCAAAGGUAGAAGGUUCUUUAGAGCAUGGAGAGGAAAAUUACUCUGAAACUCCUUUACAGCUGGCAGCAGCUGCUGGAAAUUUUGAACUGGUCAGUUUGCUGUUGGAGCGAGGAGCUGACCCCAUGAUAGGAACAAUGUACAGGAAUGGCAUUUCCAUGACUCCACAAGGUGACAUGAACUCUUUCAGUCAGGCUGCUGCACAUGGACACAGCCAUCCAGAGGAGCAUAGAUACAGGAAUGUUUUCCGCAAGCUGCUUGCUCAGCCGGAGAAGGAGAAGAGCGAUAUCCUGUCCUUGGAGGAGAUCCUGGCCGAGGGCACGGACUUGCCCGACUCGGCGGCAGCUCCGCUCUGUGCCAGCCGCAACAGCAAGGCCAAGCUGAAGGCCCUGAAGGAGGCCAUGUACCACAGCGCCGAGCACGGCUACGUGGACGUCACCAUCGACAUCCGGAGCAUAGGUGUUCCGUGGACGCUGCACACGUGGCUGGAGUCUCUGCGCACAUCCUUCCAGCAGCACCGGCGGCCCCUCAUCCAGUGCUUGCUGAAGGAGUUCAAGUCCAUUCAGGAAGAGGAGUACACUGAGGAGCUCAUCACACAAGGGUUGCCUCUGAUGUUUGAGAUACUGAAGGCCAGCAAGAACGAGGUGAUCAGCCAGCAGCUCUCUGUCAUUUUCACUCAUUGCUAUGGACCCUACCCAAUUCCAAAGCUCGUGGAAAUUAAGCGCAAGCAGACCUCUCGCCUGGAUCCCCAUUUUCUUAACAAUAAAGAAAUGUCAGACGUCACAUUUCUGGUGGAAGGAAGACCAUUUUAUGCACAUCGAGUGUUGCUGUUUACUGCAUCACCAAGGUUUAAAGCAUUGCUGUCUAGCAAGCCCUCAUCUGAUAGUACUUGUAUUGAGAUCAACUACGUGAAGUAUCCCAUCUUUCAGCUGGUUAUGCAGUAUCUUUAUUAUGGAGGUGCAGAGUCACUCCUGAUUAAAAAUAAUGAAAUUAUGGAGCUUCUCUCUGCUGCUAAAUUUUUCCAGCUUGAAGCUUUACAACGACACUGUGAGAUCAUUUGUGCAAAAAGCAUUAAUACAGAAAACUGUGUGGAUAUUUAUAAUCAUGCCAAGUUCCUCGGUGUCACAGAACUAUCUGCCUAUUGUGAAGGCUACUUUCUAAAAAACAUGAUGGUCCUCAUUGAAAAUGAAGCUUUCAAACAGUUGUUGUAUGACAAAAAUGGAGAAACAUCUGGUCAGAGUGUACUAGAGGACUUACAGAGGACGUUGGCCACAAGGAUUCAGUCAAUUCAUUUGUCUUCUUCAAAGGGCUCCAUUGUGUAAAGCUGAGGAAGAUGGUAACCCUCUAAUCAAAGACCCUGCAAGUUAAGUCUGCUGUUGCAGUUCCUCCAGCCUGUUGCAGUUGCUGAAAUGACUACAAAAAAAGAAAAUGUAAAAAAUUCUACGUCGCAUCCAAACAGUUCUGUUCCGGCCAAAGGUGCUGCGAUGGGGCUGUGUCCCCACUGGAUUAGAGAAUACAGAAAGUUCCUCCUGCUUUUGAGCAAGCUGGGUACCAGGGUGUCUGGUGAAUUGCCCUUGUACUCACAUUCUAAUCACGAGCCUUUCUUGGAGCUUGAUGCCAACAAAAACCAGAACUCACAUCAGUGAACAGCAGAAGUCCCUGCCUGAAGGGUAGUGCUGGGGAACACCUGAAUUGACCAAUUAAUCAUUUAAGUCAGAUUUGUUCCAGUGUUACACAGUUAAGAACUAUAUGUAUCCCAGAGUCCAUUAUCUCGUGCAUUUAAGAAAUGUAAGAACUGAUAUUGCUGUCCAGCAAAGAUCAGCUGUAUUUAGAGAGUGGGUAAGACUGUUACAGUUGAGGAAAUAUACUGGCAGAUUUUUAGGGGUGGGAACUUUUUAAACUGUUCAUAAAAAAUAAUGGGGUGGCCUUGUAGUUUAAAACCUAUUUCUUAAGCUUAAAAUUUCAUUUUCAACAGAGCUGUGUUUGAGAAUCUAUGUAACAUGUUUUGGUUUUUUAAAUGGUAAAAUGUACAUUGUGUAAACACACAUAUGAUCAAGUUUUGCUUGUAUUCUUUCCUAGGGUGGUAUAAUCUUGCCUAAAAGGCUAUGGUUACACCAAAGAGGCACAUUACCCCACCUGUCUCUAGUACAGUAGUUGCGGGGGGGGCAGGAGAACUGCAUGCUACUUGUGAUUUGGGGUUGAAAUCAAUGACAAACUCAACAAACAUGCAUUUGCAUGAUAACUGUACCUGUGAAAUGUUCCGUCCGUGCUUCGUUUCGCCUAGACAAAUGCAAUGUUACUUCUUGUCAAACUUCAUUUGUGAAAUUAGCUUAUUUUUUAUCUGGUGUGACUGGCUGCAAUAUGAUACCCCUUGGAGCUCCUUCUCGAGAUGCUGAUUGCUGUUUGUUGCAGUGAAGAAAUAACAACAGAUCUUUACUUUAGUGAUGUGUGGAUAUUUUGCUACUGGCCAGAGAUUGUGUCUGAGCUAGACUUUUUAAAAUGAUAAUUAAAUAUGUACUGUAGAAUGAUUUCUCACUGUAUCCUGAGAAUGUAUAGGUAAUCUACAAAUGCAGGGCUUGGGUGGGGUGGGGUGGGGGGGUGAUUUAAAUGGCAAGUAUCAGCUUUGUUUAUUUUGCAGCAUAAUGUUAUCAAGACAAAACUGCUAUUUGCCACAACAUUCCAGAUGCCCUCUCUGAAAACCACAGUAAGAAGCAAGCAAAGAUGUUUCCUUCUUCAUGGCAAAGUGACAUUAAUCUAUUUAUUUUCUAGUGUGCCAUUCUACGAAAUUUAGAAGUUUGCAUGUUAAACUUUUUCUUUUGUUGAAGCAUCUGCAUCAGGUGCCCUUCCAUGUUCCAGCUUUUGAUGUGCUCAGAGAACAUAGUUUUGGCUUCAGCUGUCAACAUAGUAGAAAGCUGUUUCAUGACUCUGAGGUGUAAAUCCUCCUUUCUGCUUGAUCUUCUAAAGCCUCUACUGUUUCUGCAACAAAUGACAAAAUGUCUAAACUGCUACUAAUGUUGCAGAGACACAGCAUGUCAGUCAAUUAGAUCUUGUUUUCUGCAUAGUAUGUGUUCACACAAGAUGUUGUCUGGAACUUGUAAGUAAUGUCUACUUCUGAGUGAAUGUUGUGAUCACAGAAGCAACACCAUAGUCAAUACAACAGCAACACACAGGGGUUCUUGUUGCUUGGUGUGCCUUCUCAUCCAUGGAAACCCAUCCUUCUAUGACAAAAAUAAUUAGAUAAGAGCAGGCCUCACCCUGCAGCCUCGUGUUUAAAAUAGCAAAGUUUUUCAAACAAUAAUCAUUAUAUUAAAUGGGAAGGAAACACUUCCCAUUUAAUAAAGGUAACUCCAAGCUAGUCAGUCUCCUGAGUUGAGAGUGACUGUGGUAAAGUUCACAAGGUUUCUUUCAGCAAUAAAGGGCUUUAUAGGGCCUUUGGUGGGUGUACCUGCGGUGGUCACUGUGUUUGGGCACCCUGAGCUGUUACAGGAAGGGACUGCAGCUAAGGAUUUAUACAGGAUAACUUUUGCCCUUGGAAGUGCUGGUAAUCCAAACAUCACAGAUGUAUAGCUGAAGGAAACCUUAAGAAAAAAGAGUCAUAACUUUCAAUUCUUUUUUGACCAGUGGUCCCCAGGAUUUUUGCCAGCAGAAAAGCCAGCCAGUGUAAACCUGGAAUUCAUUUCUCCUGGAAGCAGCCAGCAAACCUUUGUGGAUCCACAAACCAGAGUUUGGAAAUGGUGAUUUUAGUCUGCCUCUCCUGAUGUGAGGCUGGGUGAGGUCCAGCUGAACUAUGCCAGACAAUGUGCAGCUUGCAGGCUCUUCAGGAAUCCAGUCACAGGGAUCCAUGAUCUUCACCACUCUCAUAAUCAGGAAAUUUUCCAAAGAGACUUCAGAAUUUCUUCAUUGCAAAUCAAGGCACUUUUCCUUUGAGUCCUGAUUCACAGGAAAAACAGAUGAUCUUAUGAGAUCUUUUUAGAAAGUUAUUCAAUGUAUGAAAGGAAUUCUUCUCUUUGCAUCACUAGUAUAGUCUUUCCUAGUUCCUUUGUUAGUGUUUUCUGAUCUUUGUUGUCAUUCCCCUCAUGGCUUCCUGUUUUUCCCAAAUUUCCAUACUUCAGCAGGAGUUUUGUACGUUAACAAGCAAAGCACAGAAACUGUUGCUGUGGUUUAUGUAAAGCAUAUCAGAAAAUAUAUCCCCUGAUAUUUUCUGCAAGAAUAUCCCAUGGCUGGCUUUGAUCCAGUCUGUCUUAUAAUUCCUGAGGGAUUCACUGCUGCCUUCCCAGGAGUUCCAUCUUUAUUUAUGCAUUUGUUUACUACACCUUUCGAAGUAUAGCCCUUUCAAUUUCUCCUUAUUAAAUUUGUUCUGCUCUAAUCAGGGCAAUUUCCCCACUUCAUCAAGAUCAAUUGCGAUUCUGAUAGUGUCUUCUAGCCUGUUUCAUAAUCUCCAACCUUUAUUAUAUGUGGCUUCAUGCAUGGAUUCUUCAUUCCAUUAAUCUGGGGCUGGGGGGAAGGGCUCUUGUCAAUUUAAUAUAAAAAGCAAUGUGAGUGUCAGUGGGUGCCCAUGAAUACCAUCCCUAUCACAUAAGGCUCUUUCCAACAGAGCAUUUUAUUAGCAUUUUUUUCAGACAUGGUGUUAUCAUCUUAGAAAAUAAAAAGCUUUCUCUUCUUUGGUCUUUGUAUGAGUUGCAUUAAUUUACAAAUUUUGAGGCCAAAUAUUGCCUCCAGUCUUGGUAAAAUGGAAAAAAGACAACAUCCUUAGAGAAACUUAGGAUUUUCUUUUUUUAAUCAUAAUUUUCCAGCCUUUAAUGAGUGAAGUUGCCUUUCCAUCUGUCAUUUUUACUAAUCCAGUGCUGUAAUAUUUGGGAACUUACAGACAUCCUGUCCCUGCCUCUUGACAGGUAUUUCCUUAUAUCCCUACAUGGUUCUCCCUUAGUUUCCAGAAUUUCCUCACAUUCCCACUUUGAAUUCCUCACAUUCCCACUUUGCUUCACGUGCUGCUAGUUUCCACACUUCCCAGUUUUUUUACUCUAGAGCCCUGCUGGAUUCCUUCCCAAGCCCAGAAGUGGUAUCUGUUUUGUCCUGAAUAGUUGAUUUUCCAAUAAUUGGCUCAAGAGCUGGGAAGAGAAAAGGAUGGGGAAUGUAGGAGGGCAAAGGUUUUGGACAUCACAGGGGAAGGCUGGCAUUCUUUUCAUACAAAUUUCAGCACUGUCUCUGAUUUUCCCCUGAUCUAUUCCUCAGGUCUGCUGUCCUCUAAACACAGCUGGUGGCCAGAUGCUCUGUGUUCUGGAACAGGGCCAGCUUUCUAAUGGCUAAGACUAUUUUUUCCCCAGCUAAAACUUCUGCCUGCUUGGUUUCAGCUCCAGAGUAGAUUAGUAAAGAAUGGCUAUUAAAGACAGAGGAAACAUCUUUAAAAAGGUGUGAAGGUUUAGUAGCCAGGCUCCUAUUGGUACUAAUGAGAGCUGCUUGCUCAAUUCUGCAUAUGCUGCUUUGGAUACUGAGCCUUUUUGCACUGAAUAUCCACUGGCUUCAUGCCAAAAUCCUGGAUGGGCUGCACUGUGUGAUGUGCUGGGGGCUUUCUUAAAUUCUAGUUUUGUUUUAAAGCAUAGCAGCAUGUGCUACUCUUUAAAGGUUAAAAAGUAAAAGGGAAGUGGGUUGUUUGCACUGAAAUGAACUGCUCUGAGGUGGUGCAGUGAUGGAAAAGAAAAGGCAUCUCUUCUUCCCAGCUGUACCUGCCUAAAAUCAGAGGAGUCUUCUGUUAUUAUGGCAUGGAAUGACGUGAGGUCUGUGGGGACUCAGGCAUACAGGACCCUGCUUAAAUGGGGUUUUUUAAGGUUAAUAGGUUCAUAUAUUCAAGAUGAGGAUCAGGCCAUCCUGGAAAAAGCAGCCAUUCCUAGUGCUCUUGCUUAUGGAUUAAAUCCUGGGAGAAGCUGGAAUCUUGCAAAACUAAUUGAAGUCAGUUGCACAUAUUCAGGGUCCUUUAGGAGCUGGCUUUGUCUUAAAAAUACUGCUGAAAGAUGACAACCUGAAACCUGCAUUCACUAAAGUUGCCUCUGAAGCCACUGGUUUGGGUUUGGGGUUUUGUUGGUUGGUUGGUUAGUUUUGGUUGUGUUUUUUGUUCUUGGUUUGGGGUUUUUGGAUUUGGGGUUUGUUUGUUUGUUUUGUGGGGUUUGUUUUUGUUUGUUUGUUUGUUUUCUGAAUGAGAUUUACCUAAAGCCAAAGUCUUCAAGUUAGUUGGUUUGACAAGGUGUCUUUCAUGUGAGGCUUUGCAAGUGCUUUACAGAAAUGAAGGGCCUAAUGUUGCUUUCAUCCUCUGGCACAGAGAUGUUGAGAUUUAUAAGAAUUAAAAUAACUGCCUAGGAUUUAUCCUAAAAUUUAUUAAAUAAGUUUGCAGGAAGUUACCCUUGAAAUAACCCUCAGAUAAUAUCUGAAACCCCAUAGAUGAGAACAUUACUCAUUUUAGAUGUCAACCUGUAAGCAAACAAACUGCAGCACUUCCAUACAUUUAUAGCAAAAUUAUUAGGUUAGUUUUUAACUUGUUACUUAUUUUGAGGUAAGGCCUUUUAUCUUCAUUUCUGUGGGUGAAAACAGAAGCUGCCCACUCUGACCAGAUUAUCACAUUUCAGUACAAUUGCACCUGACCUGCUAUUUGUAACUGGCCUUCAGCUGCAGAAAACAGCACAGCCAAGUCUUCAGCUGUGGCUCAGUGCUCCGUGGCUUCGGUGAGAGCACUGCUGAGAAUAUUGUGCAUGUGGUGCCCAAAGCAGAAGGAAAAUCUGGAAACCUGCAGAAAGACUAAUGGGAGUUUGUCAGCUGCCUUCAGUGAGCCUUUCAGCUGGGGAAGCAAGCUCAGUGUGGGUAGGAGGAGGACAUUCAGUUUCUUUUUGUUGUCAUUAAGUUGUCAUUCCUUCAGAUCUGUCCAAGGCUUCUUGCAUGGAACAGCUGUAAAUGCCCUAGAGUGUGUUUAUCUUGGAUGCCUGUGCUUAAAAUGUGGUAUCUCACCACCUCAAAGUCAAGAGUCUCAUUAGAUGAUGGGUUUUGUGCUUUGCUUGGACUGCUUGUCACUAAAACACCCAGGAGACAGCAAUUUACAAGAGAGGUUGUGUUGGCUGGAUAGGUUAAUUCUACAGACACCUUGUGCUUUGCAUAGUUAGUUGGCUAAAUCGCUAAACAGCGACUUUGUUGUUUCUUUUUCCUUUGGAAAGGCAUUUUUCACCUUUCUUUGGGCUGACAGUUUUGUUCUUUCAUCCUGUAGAGGCAGUGAUGCCAUGUGAAUGGGCAUGCUUAGCUUAGGCACAGGUUUCUGUCCAUGCUGGAUGGCACAUGAAUGAAGAGGUCUUAGUAAGGGAGGAGGAUUAGGUAAAAUAAUUUGAAUGUAUAAACUCAGAUCUUUGCCUCUGAUUCCAGAGGUAUAGUGUUCACUGUUGGCUAAUUCAUUUGUUCCCCAAGUCAGAGUUUCCAUGAAAUCAAAGGGGAGAGCAGGAACAGGGGAAACAGCCCCAUCUCGUGCCACUUGCUUGGCAUUCUCAACCAGCCCAGUUGGCUCCAGUCUCUUCAGUGCUCACACAGAGGGUUUGCUUGGUCCCAUGCUCACAUAUGGCCAUGGAAUUGAAGCAAUUGGUGGCACUUUCUCGUCCUUACAAAUAUCUUCACUGCUGCUGCUGGUUAACUUUGGUCUUUCCACUCCCCAUCAUCUCUGCUGCUGUGUUAUCAUUAAAACUUCCAUUAUUCAGCUUUGCCCAGCACAGUGAGAGGUAAUCUUAUUUCUCACUGCCUUUCUAAAGCAAACAAAGAUGGGGAAAAGCCUCGCUGAAAUACCCAAUUGAAAAUAAUUUAUGACUUACAAUGAGCCACAAAAGAAAAGGGAGAUGCUCAGAAAUAAAAAAAGAGACUGCCACUUUAGGAAAAUCCAGUGUGUUAGGAGGUCAUUUUAAUUAAUUAAGGUCAAAACGCUAUUCUGGCAGGGACAGAUUAACAUGUUUCAAAGCAUCUGGACUUGUUAAAGCUACAGGUUCAAGAGAGUCCAGCCCUUCCCCUUCCCAGCAGUGGAUACACUGAAUAACCUGCCGCUUCCUGCGUGAGAGGCUUUCAGAUGAGCCUUUCCAAAGUCAGGUUCUCUCUGUUCUGCAUACCUUUUGAAGGGCUCACAGCAAAUGUGCAGGCUGGGAAUUGCCCCUCAGCACAGUCAAAAGCCUCCUGUGCCCUAGUGCUGGUUGUGCCAUACUGGGGCAGGAAGUAGGAAGGAGCACAGGAAGCCCCUGGAGCCUCAUCAUAGUGAAAACUCCUUCCCCGGCAUCCAAGCAGUCUCUUGGUCAAAUACCCUGCUUAACCCAGUCAGUUCAAUACCUUGGGAACUGAUUUUUGCCUUGCAGUUAUUAAGCCAAUGACUAAUUGUGCCAUUUGGGGAUGCAGUAAAAUGUGCAGUCUUACUUCAGUUGUGAGUUAUGUUUUUACAUUGUAGAAUACAUGGACUACAGGAAUGUAUCUCAGAGCUUUUUGACCCCAUGUUCCUGGCUAAGUUCCAGUUAGUACUAGAAAAACAUGAGCUAUUUAUGUCUCAUCAGUGCAUUUUGGCCAGUAGGUUGCUUCCUGUCCCUGUUUCUCUGGAGCCCUGCAGCUGUUGUGGAGCCAUAUGCACUGUGCCAGUGGGGAACAGAGGUGCCUGAGCAUUAUAGACACCAACCAAGUAAAUCCCACUCUCUGCAGUGCAGGAUAUUCCUCUUUCUGAUCUCUUGGGUGUUAUGGGCAAGGUUGAAUAAUGGAUCUCUGCUCUUUAAUGCCCCAAGUUAGGUUCAGUGCUCUUCUUCCCCACUCUCUCUUGGCUCUGCCAUCUACUACAGAGAGGAGGGAAAAGAAAAAUCCACAGGAAAGACCCCAUUCUCUCAACCUGCCCUCCCCACCCCUAGUACCAGGUGGGCUGCUAGAGCAUCCUUCAGUCCCACUCCUCUGAAAGCUUCUUGUAAUGCUAUUUGAACAUCAUUUAUGCUCAGAGCAUGUUUUUCAUUACGUCAAAGUCUGGAAAGUGUCUUAAGUCAUUCAUGGCAGAAGUGAGAUUGUAAAACGUUGAAAUUUGGGUUGGUUUUCUUUUGCUUUUUUUAUUUGUUUGGUUUGAUAAUUUUUUCAUUGGGAAGUAAAGAUGAAGCAUGUGCAAUACUUUGGAUUUUGUGUCUACAGUUAUCAUUGUGUGUAUGUUCAAGAGAGAGAGAUGGACAUCAAAUAGGUCUACGGGAUAUGUUAUGAGGCGUGAAAUCAUGUUUGUAAUGAGAUUUCUUGUUAAUGGCAGUCAGCCUUCCUUGAGUCUAAGCAUUAAUGCAAUAUCCAUUAGUGCAGCUAAACCUCCCUCUGCUCUACUUUCCCAAACGGGUUUGACUUUGUACCUAGUUUAGCAUUUAUAAAUAUUUGAUAUAGGGUUCAAGGAGUAAUUUACAUGUUAAAAAUAUAUGAAUGUUCUAUGAAAAAACCACAAGUUUCUACUGUAACUUCAUUCACAAACCAAAACAAGAAAGCAUGAUGAAAUUUGCUCCACUAAAAUGGCUGGAAGCCUAUUCAUUGAUUUCUCUAGUCUGUGGAUUAGGUCUGUUUUCCAUCUUUAUUUCAUACUGUGUCACCUUUGAAGUCUUUGCAGGCCAAAUGCAUAUCUCUAAUCAGAAAGCACAGUCUUGAUCCUUAAAUGGAAAAUGAUCCACUUCUGAAGCGCUUGUGCCUUUAUCACUGAAAGCAAACCUAAAUUAGGAAAUCCUGGUGUGAGCAUCCUGUAAAUACAGAAAGAGCACUGUCUGUGGGCAGCUCUUUGCUUCAUUUCUGCCUCUUCACAUCCACUUCCACCUGUCCCUGAGAUGUCUUGGAACUGGAAGCUAGGAAAGAAAAGUGAAAACAAGAGGAAAGGAUGUGCCAGAAAUAAGAUGUGCCAGAACCAUUGUGCUGAUCUUGAUUUUUUGCUGGUUUUAGGCAGACUCCUAAUUUGUGUAAUACUAACCUAGGAAUUGCUAUGAUUGUUUUGCAUUUGUUACGGUUGUUAUGAAUUUGGGUUUGGGGUUUUUUUCCUAGCUGAGUGGUUUUGUUUGCUGUCAUCUUUUGUUGGGGUUUUUUGUGAAGGUUUCAUUUCACUUUUUAUUGAGAAGGAAAUGAAAGAUCACAUAACCCAACAGCCAUCAUCAACAAACACAGAGAUCCUGUCCUCCGUCCCACAGAUGCGGCUUAAAUACUGGUUUGUGGCUUCACAGGCAUGUUUGAGGUCAUCUAUAAUUAACAACACAGGUGAAACUUUCUUCCCCUUUGCUUACCCAUUUACAGUGGAUAAAAACAAAAUAACAGAGUCAGAGUAUGGACAAUAGGAUGGCAGAUGUUUUUUCAAUGGAUAAAGAUUAUAGCUAAGAAAUACAAAUGUUUCUGGAACCAAAUAUUUUUUUCUCAAAAGGACAGACAAAUGUGGCUCAUUCAAAUAUGUCAUUCUCUUGAGUGUGUUAGAUGCUUUUGAAAAUUGCCUGUUUUCUGCUGUUAAUGAUCCAGCACAAGCCCUUCCACUGGAGAGACUAAUGGACGGCAGUCAGAACCAAGGCAGAAGGAAAUGUAUGAAAAAUAGAGGAGCUCAGCCAUAAUUUGAGGUGGCGGCUUUGUUUGCUUUUGUCCACUGUGUCCACAACUUGAACAUUAUUUUAAAGGGCAUAUUUGUAUUUAAUUUCUUUUGAGCCUUUUUUUUAAUUGCUGAAGCACUCUCACAGCAUCUUCUCCAAGUGCACCUGAGGUCAUCUUAAACACCGUUUAAUGUCUGUCUGAUGCUGAUCCUUUUAAAAUCUCCAAUGAGAUUAUGAUUCAUUUGUUCUUGCUAGAUGACAAAUGAAUUGUAACAGCCUUAACAAAAAUCUUAUUUUGUUAAGGCUGUAUAAAGGUGCUGCAGCAUGUGAAACCAGCAAGUUGAUUUUUAUUAUUGCAUUACUCUGAAAAAGAAAAAAAACCAACUAAUGAGAUCUUUGUUUCUAGUGUGAAAGGCUCCCCUUAGCUUGAGAGGACACGUGCAAAGCCUCUGCUGUGAAUGCCUCGAUAUAAUCAGCUUACAAAAUGGAGGAAAAUGGUAUUACAGAAAGAUUUCUGAGGGACAUAACUCCAGUGGAGCAGAACAUGCACUUGCUAAAGACUGCUCUCUUGCUCUCUCUCCUCAAGUCAGUGGGAAUUUUUAAUGGGAGUUACUGCAAGGCUGUAUGGUUUUUUAAUGCUCUAGCAGAUGUAAUUUCCCAUCCAGUCAUCUGCACACUUGUGGUUGGUACACCAUAAAGGCUGAAGGCCAAAUCCUGCUGUCACUGCACACAGCCCCUCUGCUUCAUCAGUGAUCAUAAAUAUGUACUUAUAUUACUUGAGGUUUUUGCUGAAGGGAAAUGGGAGAGGGCAGGCCUUCCUUCUGCUCCUUGAUCACAGGCUUUGCAUUCACAAUGAGUUUUAUUAGAAGUAUCAUAUAUUUACAUGCUGCAGAAUGAGGCCUGCGUGGGAUGGGAAAGAUCUUUAUGAUUUUAGACCUGCCUAAGAAAACAACUGUUCUAAUUUUAGACAAGUUGCAUUCCAUAUCCAUCUGUUUAGUGCAUCAGUCUGAUGUUUACUGUUUAGUAAAUUGCAUUUGGGUUUUUUUUUUUUUUUUUUUCUUUUGAGGACAUUGCCUGUCAUCAGCCAGUGUAAAAUAGCACCAAGGACUUCCAGACAUACCCAUAGGGCCAAACUGUGACAGCUUCACACACCACAGUCCCAUCAAAAGCAAGGAAAGCUGGACUGGGCACAUGAAAUACAAUCCCCCUGACAUCGAAUUACAUGUCCUGCCUCAUUUCAUAGAGAUGGAUGACACCCUGGGAAAAAAAACCCAAAAAACACAUGCUGCCACUUCAUCCAAGUUUAAAAUGUAUUAAAAUCAAGGAAAUUAUAUUAGACAUGGCUGUAGUCUAUCAAAUCCAGCCCUGUGUAUAGGCAGAACUCCAAGGGAAAGUAACAGGAGUUUCCAUUAUGGAGUUUGCAGAAGGAAGCCUACAUAAUGAACUUGACAAAGUGUCAACUUUGUGUAAACUCUCCUGGUGGGUCUGUAUAAAGGUUUUUUUUAAGAAAUCUUCAUUGGAACACACCAGAGAAUAAUAAACUUGCACCUUGAUAGAAUAGCUUUAUUUGUAUAUACUCUAUGUAAAUUUUAAACCAGAGGAAUACAUGUCAUGCCUUGUACAUACCUGACUAGAAUGGUAGCAGUGCUGUGCACUGCUUUUAGGGGAUCCAGCUUCUCAGUCCUGGAUUUCCAGCUGUAAAGGUUGCAGGAGACUGCUUGGGACCAGCUAAAGCAUUGGAUGGAUAGAUGCUCACCACUCACUGCUUAGAAAUGCAGGAGCAGGAUUUGGAUCAGAUGUUGGCUAUGGAGAAGAUUGCUUGCUUCUACUCUUGGCUAAGGGACAAGUGCCUCCUUUGCUGUGGUCUCCAACAGAAGUGAUUUAUGGUCAGAGUGUGGGAACCUUCAGAGCCCUGUUUGGUCUUUUAAAGGGGUCUGAGAUUCGGGUGUCACAUGGGAAGGUCCCUGAAGAAGCAGUGUGUACAUACAUCUACCUACCUGUCUGUCUGUUAUCUAAUAUCCCACUGUUUCUGUAUUGAAUGGUCUCAGUAACCUGUAAACAAGUGAUCACUCCUGUUGUGCUACUGCUUUGAAAUUCUUUGCAUGCACUCUGGCAUAUAAUUCUUUACGAAAAGAAAUUAUACAUAUUAUAUAUACAUAUAUAUAUAGUAGCUUGCAAAAUAUUCAUGUUGAAGAGCCAUGUUUUGUGCAAAUUGUACAUUUAUGUUGUGAGCAAUAUUGCAAUACGAACUUUUAUUAGUUGUCAAUAGUAGAUUUAUCACAUUAUUUUUGAGCUUAUGUACGUAUCCCAAGUUUUCAGCCUCCGGCAUUAGAUCAGCUACUGAAGGAGACUUUUUCUUUGCAAUAGAAAUAGCACAGGCUUCCAGUAAAUGGGCAGGUGUGCAAGUCCCAUUCUGUUUAAUGCAAGUUGCGAGGCUGAUUCUUCAUGCAGGUUGUCAGGCAAAUAUUCUCUUGUCCGUGCUGGAAUUUGUGUUUGGUAUUAGGACCCUGUUGUGGUCAUCUAGAACAGAACUCAAACCCCAGCAUUGCCAAACAAAGUGCUUGACUCCUACUGCUCUCUGUGUCCGCAGGUGCUCCGGUAUAAACACGAGGAGGACUUAAGGAACUCCCAGUUGCCUGCUGGAUAGCCAAUGUUAUAUUUUCAAAUGUUCAUGCUACAUAGUUUUCAAUGUAGGGGCUAGAUAAAAGUGUAAUACCAGUAUGGCUUUAGAAAAGCUACAGUGUUUGGAGCUUGACCUUGAAACUUUUACCUGAUUCCUGAACAUCAUCGGUGGCUUUGUUUGCUCAAUGUUUACCUCUUGGAAAUGUAUGCUAUUGAUUUAAAUGUUUAAUAUAUUGACUGCCAUUUUUUGUAUAUUUGUUAUCAUAAAGGUUUGGUUCAAAUGCUAACAAUUGUGGUCUAUUUUCAGACUUGAAAUACUUAUGGUUCUGUAUUUGGAAGGCAAAGUUAUUAAUGAAUAUAGCAAUUUGGUAUUUUAUUCCUGUUUUAUACAGCUGCCCCCAUAGGUUAUUAUCAGAUAGCAAUGAAUAUUGCUGAACAGCAGGUGGAACUCCUUUGAGUGUGUUUAUGAGCCAUCUCUGUUCAAUAAAAAUUCCAUUGUUUUCUAGCCUA
This is a messenger RNA of Taeniopygia guttata (zebra finch), 15763 nucleotides long. It is a transcript of the gene ABTB3, whose product is annotated as ankyrin repeat and BTB domain containing 3. NCBI's taxonomy places the organism in Eukaryota, Metazoa, Chordata, Aves, Passeriformes, Estrildidae. Gene Ontology annotation, molecular function: protein heterodimerization activity. The record is from RefSeq and is a predicted model, not a curated record.